AUGUCAACCACUAGUACUCUUCCUUCAGAUAUAGCAUCCGCAUCACCUUCCACUCCCUGCAAUGUCAGCCACCAGUACUUUCCUUCAGAUAUAGCAUCCACAUCAGUCAUCCACUUCAUCUGCAAUGUCAGCCACUAUACUCUUCCUUCAGAUAUAGCAUCUACAUCAGCAUCCACUCCUGCAAUGUCAACCACUGUCCUCUUCCUUUCAGAUAUAGUCACAUCAGCAUCCACUCUUGCAAUGUCAGCCACUAGUACUCUUCCUUCAGAUAUAGCAUCUACAUCAGCAUCCACUCCUGCAAUGUCAACCACUAGUACUCUUCCUUCAGAUAUAGCAUCUACAUCAGCAUCCACUCCUGCAAUGUCAGCCACUAGUCCUCUUCCUUCAGAUAUAGCAUCCCACAUCAUCCACUCUCCUGCAAUGUCAGCCACUAAUAUAGCAUCCACAUCAGCAUCCACACCUGCAAUGUCAGCCACUAGUCCUGUUCCUUCAGAUAUAGCAUCAAAUCACCUUCCAGUCCUGCAAUGUCAGCCACUAGUACUUUCCUUCAGAUAUAGCAUCUACAUCAGCAUCCACUCCUGCAUCAUCCAUAAGUACCAUCCACAGCAUCUACACCUGCAAAUGUCAGCCACUAGUACUCUUCCUUUCAGAUAUAGCAUCUACAUCACCUUCCACUCCAGCAAUGUCAACCACCAGUACUCUUCCUUCAGAUAUAGCAUCCACAUCAGCAUCCACACCUGCAAUGUCAGCCACUAUACUCUUCCUUCAGAUAUAGCAUCUACAUCACCUUCCACUCCUGCAAUGUCAACCACUAGUACUCUUCCUUCAGAUAUAGCAUCUACAUCAGCAUCCACUCCCUGCAAUGUCAACCACUAG
This is a messenger RNA of Acanthosepion pharaonis, 876 nucleotides long. NCBI's taxonomy places the organism in Eukaryota, Metazoa, Mollusca, Cephalopoda, Sepiida, Sepiidae. The record is from the annotation of a GenBank genome assembly.